UCCCAUCUCUCUCUCUCUCUCUCUCUCUCUCUCUCUCUCUCUCUCUCUCACUCACUCAGAGGAGACACACAAAAUGGAGUCCAGAGCGAAGCAUGGGUUUGAUGGAACUCAGGGGGCUGUGAACCAAGGGAAGAGUGAUUUGGGUCGCAAGCCGAGAUCGGUAAGCGUACACGACAUCGUCCUCCGUUUGGUCGCUCUUGCUACAACGCUCGUAGCAGCAGUCGUGAUCGGCGUUGCAAAGCAAACAAAGACGGUCAGCAUUCAGCUAUCUCCAACCGGACCGUCAAUGCCCGUCCCGGUGGUGGCCAAAACAGCUUAUUCCUCCGCGUUUGUAUACUUCCUCGUAGCCAACGUGAUCGCAUGCGUGUACUCUGCAAUCUCAUUAGCGAUAUCGACUGCAAAGAGGGCUAGCAGAAGUAAUUUGCCAUUAUUGUUUUCCAUCGUCGACAUAGCAAUGGUGGCCCUCCUCUUCUCAGGCAAUGGAGCUGCGAUGACAUUUGGAUUGUUGGGUGCGCAUGGCAACUCUCAUUUGCAAUGGAAGAAGGUGUGCAAUGUGUUCGAGAAGUUCUGUUUCGAUGUCGCAGUUGCUGGAAUUGUGUCAAUGCUUGGAUCUCUGGCCUAUGUGCUUCUAGUCCUGCUUGCUAUAGUUAGCCUUCACAAGAGAUCUCCAUAGGAUGGAGCAAAUAAAUGUUGUUACUCCAUAUAUAUUAUGAAUUCUAGAUCUCUAUUUUGGAAUAGUAUAAUGUGAUCUCAGACAAUAGACAGGCUAUCUUUAUGUCCACGUAUCGAAAAUAGAUAUCCUACAUUUAUCGAUUUCCUUUUGAGGAACAUAAAUCAUGUAACUAUUAGUAAUUUCUCUCAUAUGUAGAGUGAGAGGCAUGUUAUGAAUUGGUUUCAUUGGUCCUA
This is a messenger RNA of Phoenix dactylifera (date palm), 906 nucleotides long. Its product is annotated as CASP-like protein 1E2. The record is from RefSeq and is a predicted model, not a curated record. NCBI's taxonomy places the organism in Eukaryota, Viridiplantae, Streptophyta, Magnoliopsida, Arecales, Arecaceae.